GGUAUGUGCUGUUAGCACGUAGCAUUUUGCUAACUGUUUAUUAUUGCUUGUUGCACUAAUAGCUUGCUUGUUGUACACCAGCCUGUCUUUUCAUCGGUUUGUGUGUUUCUCCGGAUGCUGUUUUGGAUGCGAUUACUGCCCUCCUUUCAGGUAUGAGGAAGUUUUAUUGUAAGCCAGGUCUCGUUUCACUGAGGGACGGGUGGUUUGAGUAAUGUGCAGUCCCUGUACUUCAGUUUUACCAGCGGGUUAUUUGAAGGCUGUGUAUCCUGAGCGGUGAACUGAUUGUAAAACUCGUCUAUCCGCAUUUGGAUUCUCCCUUUCGUCCUGGGCGAUUAUUAUUGCAGCUCGGUUCUGUCUCCGCAGCGCGCCGAGCGAACGAUAUCGGAUUACAACUAUUUAAAGGGACUUCUGCUGCUGCCGUCUGGUUUCUGUGAUUUGUUUUAACUGACUUUUUUUGGUUUACUUUGGGGUGGAUGAUUGUACAUUUAUUGGGGCUGGCCUAAGGACGACGUGGCCGCUCCGAGUCCUGUUUUCCUCAAACUUUUAACAGUUUUUUGUUUAUUUUGUUUCUUUUGCAGAUUUGUAUAUGGUGACUUGUACUGUGCUGUGGUGACUGUUGCCCAUCGUGUUACGGUGGAAUUGUGACUGCAAUUUGCUUUUCAUUCAUUCCUGUUUGAGAUUUAUUUAUUUUGUUUUUGCUUUCUUUCAGGAGCUGGGGUCCCACGGGUGAAAGAUCUUUUUGUGGUGGUGGUGCUGCUUCUUCAACGUUUGCCGUGUGACACUUUUGAAGUGUACGAGUGUGUGAUCUGAGUUCACGGUGGGGUGUGUGUGUGGAAGUGUGCUUUUGGAUAACUAGCGCUGGUGAUCACUCCGAAGCUGGGCAGCAGCAGUCCUUUUAAUUUUGUGGGUGUGAAGAGUAGAUCCCAAGUUUCAUAUUUGCAUCAGUAGUGGUAAGUAAUUGCGGGUUUUGCAAUUAUGGACGACGAACUACGUGAGUUGAGAGAAUUGGUAGCCCAAUUAAGGGCAGAUAAUGAAAGAUUGCGACAGGAGCAAGUGCCAAUUGCACAACCUGGCCCAUCUAAUGCUCCUGUGUCUGCCGUUGUAUAUCCUCCACUCACUGGUACCGGUGCAUCAGCAACUGAUCGUUUCGUUUUUGUUCCUCGAGAUCGUAAGUGCCUGAAAUUUAACGGUAAGUCCGGCGUUAUGGUCGAGGAAUGGGUGGAGGAGGCUCAGGCCUGCAUGCGGCUUCGCCAUCUCUCUUCAGUUGAUCAAGCAUUUUUCUUGGUUGAUCAUUUGGAGGGAGAGGCGAGGGAGGAAAUUCGAUAUCGACCAAGGGACGAGAGGGAGGAUCCAAACAAAAUUAUUCAGGCAUUGCGUGAAUUGUAUGGUUGCACAAGUUCGUACGUAGCUCUUCAAGAGUCAUUUUUUUCCAGAAAACAACAGGAUGGGGAUACCUUGUUAGAGUUCUCCCUGGCCCUGUUGAAUCUUCUGGAUAAGGUGAAACGUCAAUCACCCCAUGGUAUGCCUAAUGCGGAUAUUUUAUUGAGAGAUCAAUUUGUUGAACAUGUGAGCGAUUGUGCGCUUCGACGUGAAUUGAAACAGUUGGUCCGCCGCCAACCCACUGCUAUGUUGUUGAACGUUCGCAGCGAAGCUAUUCGCUGGGAACGUGAGGGAAUGCCUGGGGGGGCACGUGGUCGAAGCCAAUCAGUUCCUUCCACUUAUGGUAUUCAGUAUGGGGUACAGGGACAUCAGCACACGGGGGGAAGUAGUAUCUCGGCGACUUCCAAAUUGAGCGAGUUGCGAGAAAUGCUGAAAAAGCAGCAACAACAAUUGAAUCAACUUACUCAAAGUGUGGCUCAAAUUCAAAAUCCUCAGCGUUCGCAAUUAUCCCGGCUUAAUCAGAUCAUUUGUAGAAGGUGUCAGCAGCCUGGUCACUUUGCCAGGGAUUGUGAUGGAGAACGGAGACCUUCUCGUUUUCCACCAGCAUGUGCAGAUUCCGCGGUAACGAGGGGUGGGCAGUCACAGUCCAGGCAGCCGUCGGAAAACUAGUUCCCGCUGAGCUGCAGGGCCACAGCUUGGUCGGGGAAAAGACAGGCUCGGGUGUUCUAAAUGAUGCCGAUUUUAUGUCUCGUUUUAUGUCGACGUGUCCACAACUCGACGUGUGUAUGGGUGGGGUUAUGGUACCUUGCCUGGUGGACACUGGUUCCAUGGUGUCCACCAUUACAGAGAGUUGUUUCUUGACAAAUUUCGGGUCGUGGGGUCAGGAACAGCUUAGGUCGUGCCACUGGUUACAGCUCCGGGCUGCGAAUGGCCUCUCAAUUCCUUAUAUCGGCUAUUUAGAGCUGGAUGUACAGCUUUGUGGGCACGUGGUCUUAGGGUGCGGAGUGCUGGUGGUCAGAGAUCCUCCCGGUGGUUUGUGUGCUCAGGUUCCUGGGGUUCUGGGAAUGAACGUCCUGAGCCGCUGCUACCAGGA
This is a messenger RNA of Megalobrama amblycephala (Wuchang bream), 2473 nucleotides long. RefSeq lists its product as uncharacterized. Bases 976 to 2049 code for a protein of 357 amino acids. Lineage: Eukaryota; Metazoa; Chordata; Actinopteri; Cypriniformes; Xenocyprididae. The record is from RefSeq and is a predicted model, not a curated record. The transcript is spliced from 3 exons. Gene Ontology annotation, molecular function: zinc ion binding; nucleic acid binding.